Trematomus bernacchii (emerald rockcod) is the source of this 1018-nucleotide messenger RNA. RefSeq names its product agouti signaling protein, nonagouti homolog (mouse) 2b (gene asip2b). Bases 118 to 468 code for a protein of 116 amino acids. The transcript is spliced from 3 exons. Lineage: Eukaryota; Metazoa; Chordata; Actinopteri; Perciformes; Nototheniidae. Gene Ontology annotation, biological process: positive regulation of feeding behavior; neuropeptide signaling pathway; adult feeding behavior. Gene Ontology annotation, cellular component: extracellular region. Gene Ontology annotation, molecular function: type 1 melanocortin receptor binding; neuropeptide hormone activity. The record is from RefSeq and is a predicted model, not a curated record.
AGUGAGGUACUGAAGGAGAACAAGCCAGAGAAUAUUUCCCGCCACCACAGCACCUGCCAAUCUUGGGUUUUUACAUUUAUAUGAGAGGGAUUUUGUACAUCAUCCACAGAUUUCUUCAUGAUGAUGAUACCCGGCACCCACUUGUUGUGCCUCUUCCUGCUCGCCUUCCCUCUUUCCUGGGCAGAGGACACGAAGAAAGAUGUGAGAAAGAAGGAUAAUGACACAGUUUUGGGCCAAGCUAGGACCAAACGACUGUUCGCGAGGCGAAAGCUUUCUCCGCCGCCAGAAAGUCGAACUCCUAAGCACAAGUCAAAUGCCAUGAGGCCUGCACGUCGAUGCGGCCGGCUGAUGGAGCACUGCUCGGCCUACGUCCCGUGCUGCGACCCCUGCGCCUCCUGCCGCUGCCGACUCUUCAACACCAUCUGUCACUGCUGGAGGACCAACCCGCUGUGCUUAAUGAAGACGUAGAUAAAAACAAGUACAGGACCAGCACCUGGACAUAGACAGGGAUAUACAUACAUUUUGUUUCCAUUGUACAGAGCACCAGAGUGAUGGAAGUUGAUAUGGGAAUGAAGCCUGUGUGUUUCUGUCUUCAGUCUUCUGAGAUAUUGAUACAAAAUUACUCACAUAAAUGUUUACAGCAUAUCCAAAUACCUAAUGUGUGUGUAACAACCGAUGACCGACAUAUGCUAUUUUAUGUAUGUAGACAAACACUAUGUAUGUAUUGUGCCUUGGGUAUUACCCACAUUAUUGCUGCUUUACCACUUCUGCUCCCCUGACGUUUCUAACAUGUGGGAACCAAUAAGAACAGGCUCACAUUAGAACAUACAUUACUCAAUGCCCUAAAGAUAAGACAUGGGAAAAAAAGCAAAAUCAGUCAUAAAAAAAGUAGAUGUUUCUGUUCCUAUGUAAAUAAGCCUUGGAGAUCAGAUACACUGUAUUAGGGGAGUUAUUCAUUAUUCACAUGUGGAUUUAUGAGUUUUAACUAUGUUUUGCUAUUGAAUAAAUAUAUCACAAG